This is a messenger RNA of Filobasidium floriforme, 1285 nucleotides long. Its product is annotated as integral membrane protein DUF92-domain-containing protein. Lineage: Eukaryota; Fungi; Basidiomycota; Tremellomycetes; Filobasidiales; Filobasidiaceae. The record is from RefSeq and is a predicted model, not a curated record. The coding region runs from base 67 to 1083 and encodes 338 amino acids. The transcript has 6 exons. Gene Ontology annotation, cellular component: membrane.
AUCUACCACUCCAACUCACUCUGCAACGCAAACAGCGACCCUUAGAGUGGGUCCAAACUGGAUACGAUGCCGACGACCCUCAAAUUCCACCCAAAGGCAUUCUCAUUAGCUAUGCUCUUGGCAGCUCACGGAUGGAGGAAACGAUCCCUCUCUGGAUCAGGGGCGGUCGGGGCUUUCCUCGUCGGGUACUUGCAUCUGGCAAACGAUAAUCCGGUCUUUGGCGUAGGGUUGAUCUCGUUCUACGCACUGGGAACGCUGGCCACAAAAUACAAAGCCCACCUAAAAGCCCAACUCGAAGAAUCCCCCUACCCGACCUCUUCUUCGGGUCUCCGGACGGCCUCGCAGGUCUUGAGCAACUCGAUCCCUUCCUUACUCUGUUCGUUGGUUUAUCGGUUUACGUUGACGGAGGAACGAUUGGGGCGGGUCGUCGGGUGGGUGGGGAUGAGGGGGUUUGUUAGCGGGGUUACGAGUGCCAGUGCGGGGAGUGGGAGUGGGAGUGGGUGGGAGGUCUGGGGGAAGGGGUUGGUGUUGGGUGCUCUUGGGCAUCUGGCGACUUGUCUAGGCGAUACCUUGUCCUCUGAGCUCGGUAUCCUCUCCCCCACCCGCCCUAUUUUACUGACAACCCUCCGCCCCGUCCCACCGGGUACGAACGGGGCCAUCUCCUUGCUCGGGACCACCGUAUCCCUAAUCGGGGGUGCUGGACUGGGUGCGUUGUUCUGGGCAUUAGACGGCCGGACGAGAUCAGGAUUACAAGAAAGUUGGAGCAAGUGGAUGGUUCUAGGGGGGGUAGCGGGGUUGGGAGGGAGCUUGUUGGAUUCCGUCCUUGGGUCGACAUUGCAACGGACUUUGUAUAAUACCGAGUCGAGGAGGAUCUUGCUGCACAACCCUACUACGGGCGUUGCGAAGCAAAAGAACAAGGAGAAGAAGACCACGAAGGAGCAAGUCAAGGAGGAGGUAGAGGAGACGACAUCGUUGGAGGUGAUCGCCGGGUGGGACGUCUUGACCAACAAUCAGGUCAAUUUCAUCAGCAGCGCUACGGUCUCAGGGGUCAUGGCGUGGAUGGCGUGGACUGGGGUGGUAUAGAGGUGGAAUGAUGUAGGCUUGGUGCAUGUCCUGGGAUUGUUUUGUUGUACAGCGGUAGUACACGGUAUACCCAGAUCUCAAUAAGAGUUAAGACGAGCAUGGAACUCGGCAGAUCUCGUGCACUUUGGACGAGCUUCGGCCGACGUAGAACGACAUGGAACGAAUCAACAAUGUAGCUGGGGAUUUUCGAAAAACAGCUCGA